AUGCAACACUCACCAUCAAUCAGUACUGAACAACAGUCAUUAUCGACAACAAUCACUUAUAAUUCAAGUGAACAGAGUUUAAAUAAAACUAAUAAAUUAAUAAAAUGGUGUCGAAUAGUAAAACGUAUUGUACAAUUUUUUCGAUUUAUGAAAAUUCCUCUACUUCGUUCACGUUUCAUCGAUAUGAUUAAUCGUAUGUCUAUCGAUAAUUUCGAAUUCGAAGGAUUAAGUGGCUAUAAAAUGAAUAAAAUAGAAGAAGAUCUUCUUUUUCUCGAUGAUAUUAAACGUUAUCAAGAAGUGUUCAAUACAUUUUUAUCAUUUGGUUUUGUCUGGGAAGAUAAAGAAUUUCAAAUGGCAAAACUCAAAGCAAAUUAUAUCUAUGAUCAUUAUAUGUCGACAUCUGAAGCAAUAGCAAAAACAAAUAUACCAAUAGAUACAAUACCAUUAAUUUAUAAUCGAAUAGCUUCACCUAAAAUAUUUUCAUCACUUACAUAUUUAAAUUUAUUUAAUGAUGCUGAGAAAUUUAUUAUUGAAAAAAUACUUAUGAUCUUUAUGCGGUAUUGA
This is a messenger RNA of Rotaria sp. Silwood2, 564 nucleotides long. Lineage: Eukaryota; Metazoa; Rotifera; Eurotatoria; Philodinida; Philodinidae. The record is from the annotation of a GenBank genome assembly.